Messenger RNA from Puma concolor (puma), 840 nucleotides. The record is from RefSeq and is a predicted model, not a curated record. NCBI's taxonomy places the organism in Eukaryota, Metazoa, Chordata, Mammalia, Carnivora, Felidae.
AUGAAGAGUGUCAGUGAGCUGUGGGACGACUUCAAGUGGCGGAACAUACAGGACCAGAGCCCACAGCCCAGCUCCUCAGGGUACCCCCUGCAGGCAGUAAUGGGUGAAGAAAGCCCAGGACCAUCAGCCCCCCGGGUAGACCCCCACCCCCCGCCUCCCUCCUGUGGCUGGAAGAGGAGAAGGGAGGAGUCAGAGGAGGAGACAGCCCCAGGGGCUGAGGACGUCUGGGUCGUGGAGACGCUGUGUGGACUCAAGAUGAAGUUGAAGAGACAGCGGUUGUCUUCAGUGCUGCCUGAGCACCAUGAGGUUUUCAACAGGCUGCUGGAAGAUCCUGUCGUUAAAAGAUUCCUGGCCUGGGACAAAAACCUGAGGGUAUCUGACAAGUAUCUCCUGUCUAUGGUCGUAGCUUACUUUAGCCGUGCUGGCCUCUUCUCCUGGCAAUUCCAACGAAUCCACUUCUUCCUAGCACUGCGCACCGCCGGCGUCGUCCUGCGCAUGUGCAGCUCGUCCAGUGUGCGUGUUCGCGCACGCGCAGUGCCGCCGCGCCGCUCUCGCUUCCUGUCCGUGCCCAGGUCACCGCUGGCCGUGCUUCCCAGGCUUCGGCCUCAGGCGGGCAAGGACCCCAGGGCCUGCGGGGCUGAGCGCCGUCCGUCCGGGCCGGCACCCAGCGGGCGCAGAGCUGUGCGGGCCGGGCGGAGUCUCGAGCGGAGACCCCCAAGCGCGAGCCCCGGAGCCCGCGGGCUGGGCCGGAGGGGCCGGGCGGCGGCGGCGCAGAGCGUUGGGAUCGGGCCCGGCCCGUUUGCACCCGCGGCGGCCCGGCCGAGGUUCGCGGGACGGUGA